Messenger RNA from Triticum dicoccoides, 853 nucleotides. RefSeq names its product FCS-Like Zinc finger 3-like. The record is from RefSeq and is a predicted model, not a curated record. The transcript has a single exon. The coding region runs from base 150 to 452 and encodes 100 amino acids. Lineage: Eukaryota; Viridiplantae; Streptophyta; Magnoliopsida; Poales; Poaceae.
GUGCCCGUCCUCGCCGGUCCGCGCCCGUCCCAUAUAUACCCAGACGACCCUACUUUGGUUCAGCAAAGCACACACUCAAUCAACCUCCCACUCCCGACGCACCAAAAGCAACAACCCACUGCCAAGCUAGCUACGCGCACGAGCUCGCCAUGGCCGCACCGGUAGCCUGCGCCUUCUUCUUCGACGCCAAGACGGUCGGCGAGCCCGGCGUGCACUCCCUGGGCGCGUGCGCGCUCUGCACCAAGCCGCUGGCUCGGGACAGCGACAUCUUCAUGUACAAGGGAGACACGCCCUUCUGCAGCGACGAGUGCCGCCACGAGCAGAUGCGGCUCGACGCCGCCUGCGCCAGGCAGGCGGCCAGGGCGGCCGCCCGGAGGCAGAAGCACUUCUCGUCGGGAACGGGGUCCGGACGCGCGCACCGGGAGUCCUGGGAGGUGUCCGUCGCCAGCUAGCCAGCGAGAGCGGCAGGCUGGGUAUGUACCUGCGCAAACAAGAUCUGCGCGCACGAAGACGCCGUCGCCGUGGCUAACUGAUCAGCGCGGGAUCGAGGAGACUCUCCUUGGUUGAAGAAGCAAGACGCGGGUCACCGGAGUUGCUCACGGCAGGCCGGCUGCAAGUGCCCGCCAAUCACGUGAUUUUGGCAUAAACGCAGCGGAAAAAGGGCUGGACUGGAUCUGAAGAAGUCAAUCAAACAAGAUUCACAACGCAAAUUACUAAUUAGGCGGCCAUGUGUGCCCAUCGGCUCUCCUUUUCUCCUGUGUCAAUGUCAACUUCUGUAUGAGAGCGAAUUUGCAAAAGCACUUUCACUGGGUACACUAUCAAGCGAAUCGAGAUAUAACAUGUCUUUGUGCAA